Macadamia integrifolia is the source of this 1556-nucleotide messenger RNA. Its product is annotated as dihydroflavonol 4-reductase. The coding region runs from base 234 to 1292 and encodes 352 amino acids. Gene Ontology annotation, molecular function: oxidoreductase activity, acting on the CH-OH group of donors, NAD or NADP as acceptor. The transcript has 6 exons. The record is from RefSeq and is a predicted model, not a curated record. NCBI's taxonomy places the organism in Eukaryota, Viridiplantae, Streptophyta, Magnoliopsida, Proteales, Proteaceae.
UUUUCUCAAGAUCUCAAGAAAUUUUCUAUACAUUCAAAUGGAUCCAAGACGUCCUGUGCCCCAUUGACUCCGUUAUCCCACUUGCAGGUUCCACUUCUGUAGCAGAUUAUAAUAUUGUGGGGAAUAAUAGAAAAAAAAAAACGAUAUAGUGUAGCUUAAACUUGGGGAAGUUGAAGAUCAGAGAAGGUGGGACUUGGGAGAGUGAUCAGUGGUGACUCAGAGAGGAGUGUAGCAUGGAAGAAGAAGAAGGAGGAGGUCCGAUGACCUUCUGUGUUACCGGAGCAACUGGUUAUAUUGGAUCAUGGCUGGUCAGGUCUCUCCUUCACAGAGGCUACUUCGUCCACGCCACUGCUCGAGAUCCAGAAAAAGUUUCUCCUCUCUUGUCAUCAUGGAAUGGUGGUAAGCGAUUGAAAGUGUUCAGAGCUGAUUUUCAAGAAGAAGGUAGCUUUGAUGAAGCUGUACAAGGCUGCCAUGGUGUAUAUCAUGUGGCAGCCCCUAUGGAGUUUGGUGUGCCAGCCAACGAGGAUAUUGAGAGUUAUGUUGAAACGAAAUUACUCAAACCUGCAAUCAAAGGAACCUUAAACCUUCUUCAAGCAUGCUCAAGAGCAAAAUCUGUUAAAAGGGUCAUUUUCACCUCCUCCAUCAGUACUAUCACAGCCAAAGAUGAUGCUGGAAGAUGGAAAUCCACAGUGGAUGAGUCUUGCCAAAGCUCUAUUGAUCAUGUCUGGAAUAUGAAGGCCAGUGGAUGGGUCUAUGUCCUCUCAAAGCUUCAAUCAGAGGAAGCAGCAUUGAAAUUUGCAAAUGAAAAUGGUAUUGAUCUUGUUUCAAUAUUACCUCCCACAGUGGCUGGUCCAUUCUUCACUUCAACAGUUCCAGUUAGUGUUCAAGUUCUCUUGUCACCUAUCACAGGUGACCCUGUUCUAUACCCAAUAUUAUCUGCUGUCCAUUCCAGAUUGGGAUCGAUUUCGGUUGUUCAUAUUGAAGAUAUAUGCAAUGCCCACAUAUUCCUGAUGGAGCAACCUGCGGCGAAAGGACGAUAUAUUUGUUCUGCACACAGUUGUGUUAUGUCCAAGUUGGUAGAUCAUCUUGCUCUAGAGUGUCCUUGGCUAAAUAUAACAAGGUCAUGUGAGGUAGAUAAUGGUUUGAUCCCUUCAGAGAUUUCUUCCAAGAAGUUAACAAGUUUGGGUUUUGAAUUCAAGCACAAUCUAGAAGAGAUAAUCCAGCAUAGUGUGAGUAGUUGUGUAGAGUAUGGAUUUAUAAGUCAACCUGGCUAUAAUGAUGGUUGUCCUUAAGAUGUCAAAAUGAACCUCAAUAAACAGAGCUCCAUUGCAGCCUACAGAUAAGUAUAGAUGAUAAUGAAGUUGGAAAUUGAUUCAUUGUUCAUUCUUCAAUGAAUAACAUCACAACUUGCAAAGGAAAAGGGAGUUCAGAAUUUAUGAAUAGAGUGUGACUUGCUAUUUGGUGGCUAUGUCUUUUUAUUUGUAAUUUACCAUUGUAGUAUUUAUAUAUAAGUAUUUACUUUAUAUAAUAAAAUAGGAAGUUUCAAUAUUGUAACA